GGUGGGGGUCGGGGUGUGGGGUCGGAAGGGGAUUGUCUCUGCGCUCCACUCGCACGUCGGGGGAUGUUCGCUCAGUUCGGACGGGAACAUGGAAGGAGGAGGAGCCGCGGUUCCCGGUGAGCGCGACAUUCCCGCCGACCCCCCGCACGGGGCCGGGACCUCCAUCACAGUGCCCAAACCGCCCGGGAUCGAGGACUUCGUCGUCGUGAAGCCCAUCAGCCGCGGGGCGUUCGGUAAAGUGUACCUGGCCCGAAAGAAAGGCGGCGAAGAGAAGAAACUGUACGCCGUGAAGGUUGUCAAGAAAGCUGAUCUGAUCCAUAAAAACAUGGUGCAUCAGCUGCAGGCAGAGAGAGCUGCUCUGGCCCUUAGUAAAAGCCCUUUCAUUGUGCACUUGUACUAUUCUCUACAGUCUGCCAACAAUGUUUACCUUCUGAUGGAGUACCUUAUUGGUGGGGAUAUGAAGUCUCUGCUCCAUAUUUAUGGAUAUUUUGACGAAGACAUGGCCAUUAUAUACAUCGCUGAGGUUGCUAUGGCUCUGGAUUAUCUGCAUAGACAUGGUAUUAUUCACAGAGACCUGAAGCCAGACAACAUGUUAAUUUCUAACAAAGGCCACAUCAAGUUAACUGACUUCGGACUCUCCAAGGUUACCCUGAACAGAGAGAUAAACAUGAUGGAUAUCCUCAAUACGCCAUCCAUGGUUAACCCAAACUUUGACUACUAUCGUACUCCAGGCCAGAUUUUGUCUUUAAUCAGUUCCCUGGGGUUUAACACACCAGCGGGAGGGAAGAAUAAAGUUGCAUCGCCAUCGAUAAGCCCUAUGGUGUGUGACACUAGCCAUCUCUCUCUUGGAUCGUACUGUUCUUUGCCACAGAGUGUCAAAGGGUAUAAGGAAGGAUUGAAGGCAAAGGGCUUGAAAAGCAGUUAUUGCUUGCUAUCUGGUGUUGACAGCUCUUCUUGUAACCAGUGUAUGCCAGUCAAAUAUCUGACUCCGGAAUUCAUUCAGCCAAAUAAAAUGCUUGGGAUGUCAAGUGGCAGCAGUCAAUCACGUAUAUUUCCCUCCAGCACAGAGGCAGGAUGUUUGAACAGUCCACAGUGGGAAAACGACCUACAGGACCCGGAGACUGUACAGCCCCUCGCUGAGCUGGGAGCCAGGAAAGCGGUGGCAGGGAACUUGCUCCAGAAGAACGGCCUCGCCAGUUCCAAAAGAGAUCUCGAGUUCGUGGUCUCGCCGAUGGAGAACGAGAUCAGCCCGCAGAGCGGAGCCGAGCAGCAGAUCCAGGCCACCCCUUUCAUCAAUGCUGCGGCCAAGUGUCUGGUCAGGAAAUGCCUGUAUGAAAACGUGGUCCGGCCCGAUCUGCAGAAGCCUCGGCCUUCAGCCGAGGUGAACCAACAAGAGGCGCCCGGCCUUUGUGGCCUUAACCGCUCGCCUCCCUGGCUGGCCGAGAUAUUGGAAAACUCCGCCAACGUCAGCUUGUGCGUCUCCGCUCGGGAAGACCCCGGCCAAUUGGCCGGUUUAGAUGUGCCGGGGCGCGAGGUGAAAUCGUCGCUCGACGACUUGCGGAAAAGCCCAGGGCCAAGAAAUGAAGCCAAGAGGGGUUUCGAUCAGGUGGACCAGAGCCCGUUCUCCUUCACCUCGCGGAGCAAGAAGAAGAACGCGGAGUAUAGUCGCGGCUGCCACAUCCCCGACUUGCAACCCAGUCCCAUUCCCAGCAACAGCACUGGCCUGACCAGGGAGAUCCAGACACUCAUGUUAGGUUCGCUGACAAGGAACUGUGAGAGUCCCGGGAAAAGGGGUGGUCGUGUCGAGAGUAGCGACCACCCGGCCGGAAAGACGACAACUGACCUGUUGAAAGUCCCGUCCCUGGCCAAGAAUCUGCUGAGUGAGCUGGACGAGCACUGCGACAAAGAGGAGGGUAAAGACGCCAUGAAUUGCAGCUUCCUGACUGAUGAGAACGACCGUAGUCUGAAGCGGAGCCUGAGCAUGUACUCAGACUCCUCAGCUCAAGACGCCUCCUUCACAGAAACCCAAUUGGAGAAGCCGUCGUUGCGGCCAGACAAAAGCCCCAAAGACGGUUUGUUUGAGGCGGGUGCGGCUAAAGACGAGCUCUCCCCCUACCUCCCGUGCCACGCGUUGCCUUUUGCUGGUUAUUCGACUGCAAAGCAAACCCACCUCACGGACAGCGAUCAGUGCGUGAAACACUCGGGGGAAAUGUGCCCCAGCGCCAAAGCUUCCUUCCGCCCCAGCGCCCUGACUGCGGGCCAAAAGAAGUCCGCGGUGGUAUUCCGGAGCUACUGCAGCCCCAUAUACAAUUCGAAUCUGUCCGUUCCCACCGGGAUGAGCUUGGACUCUGUAGACAUGUCGGUCUGCACCGGAACUACUACUCCUGCGCAGGUCAACGCUGCGUCUCGUGUACUGCUCAGAGCGGCUGGAACGUAUCAGACUCCACAGCCAGCUAAUGUGCAGACUCCGUACAGGACUCCAAAAAGUGUGCGGAGAGGACAGGCUCCAACGGAGGAGGAUCGAAUCCUGGGAACCCCGGAUUACCUGGCCCCAGAGCUGCUCCUACAAAUACCACAUGGCCCUGCGGUGGACUGGUGGGCACUUGGUGUGUGCUUGUUUGAGUUUCUGACUGGAAUUCCACCUUUCAAUGACACGACGGCGCAACAGGUUUUUCAGAACAUUUUAAAUCGAGAUAUACCUUGGCCAGAAGAUGAAGAAGAAUUGUCCAAAAGCGCCCACGAUGCAGUUGAUAUUCUGCUGACCCUCGAUUGUGCCAAGAGAGCAGGGGUAAAAGAGCUCAGGAAGCACGCACUCUUUCACAGCAUCGAUUGGGACACUCUGCAGAAUUGCCCGAUGCCUUUCGUGCCGCAACCAGUCGACGAGACCGAUACAACCUACUUUGAAGCUAGAAAUAAUGCACAACACUUGACUGUUUCAGGAUUCAGCUUAUAGAUCUGCAGGUGUUGGUUGAACCUAUGCGCAGUAUUGGAGGUUGGAGGGGGGAAAGCAUCAGCCUGUAGUCGUGCGAGACUGUGUGACAAUCCUUUAUACUGAGGAUGGCUUGUGCCUGAUGGGUAGAGCUAUCUUUACUGCCUAUUUUACUCUAUUAAAGUUUGUCACUUAACUGAGAUUAACAUUUUUUUUGUUGGCCAGUGUGUAAUGUAAUUUACAAGGCUUUUUAAAUUAAGAUGUUAUUAGUUGUUUGCGUUUAAGUCUCCAUCUCGCUUUCUCCCUUCAUUACUUCAUUAUUCUUUGAAAUAGUCAUUUCCCACUUUGUCGGACAGAAUUUUUAAUAUGAAAGCUAAUUAAGUGUCCCUCUCUAAAUAAUCUUCCUUUCCAAAUUGAAGUGCACUUUAUUUAAUGGUUCCGAACUAAAGUCAGCAAUAUUAAGGAUCCUUCCUUUUGUAAAUUGUAAUUAUUGAGAAUGUGGUUGAAUCCAAUUCUACUUUAUAUUGAAGUCCUGAAACAUUAUUGCUCUUCCUACCUUUUGUCCGCUUGUUUCAAUAUCCAGUUGAUUAAGGUGAGAAGUUAUGUCACAGCCCACUUUAUGUACAAGGGCUCGCUCUGUCUCCAAACGUCAGCACCAGAACCAACAGAUCUUUUGCUUGAGUUUGAGGUGCCUAAAUUGAGCAAACACCCUGUAACAAUGUAAGUGCCAACAUUGUUAGAAGUUUGAUCAAACGGAUGUCAGCGAUCCCUUGAUACUGUUCAGUAGAGAAGGGAGUUUUCGUGGUGUCCUGGACAACACCUCCAGAUUAAUUGGUC
Callorhinchus milii (elephant shark) is the source of this 3766-nucleotide messenger RNA. It is a transcript of the gene mastl, whose product is annotated as microtubule associated serine/threonine kinase-like. The record is from RefSeq and is a predicted model, not a curated record. NCBI's taxonomy places the organism in Eukaryota, Metazoa, Chordata, Chondrichthyes, Chimaeriformes, Callorhinchidae. Gene Ontology annotation, biological process: intracellular signal transduction; peptidyl-serine phosphorylation. Gene Ontology annotation, cellular component: nucleus. Gene Ontology annotation, molecular function: protein serine/threonine kinase activity; ATP binding. The transcript has 12 exons. The coding region runs from base 89 to 2953 and encodes 954 amino acids.